This is a messenger RNA of Nematocida homosporus, 456 nucleotides long. RefSeq lists its product as uncharacterized. The transcript has a single exon. The coding region runs from base 1 to 456 and encodes 151 amino acids. Gene Ontology annotation, molecular function: RNA binding. NCBI's taxonomy places the organism in Eukaryota, Fungi, Microsporidia. The record is from RefSeq and is a predicted model, not a curated record.
AUGGCUGCUAUUGUUCGCAUCGAUCGUCCCGACCGUUCUAUCUCCAAAGAGAUUAUCAGAACUUUCUUCAGUCGUUUUGGCACCAUUCAUAAGAUUACUUUACCUAAAAGAGGUGAAACUCAUGCUUUAGUCGAAUUUGCAACCACCCAACAAGCCCGUUUAGCUAUCAAAGAACUCAACAGUACAACACUUCAAGACAUUCAUGGCCGCAAAAAGCAACUCAAAACCGCCAACUCCCAAUUCAUCUGGAAUCUUUCCCUCAUCCCUAAUAUCCUCUGGGAAGAAAACCCACAAGAAGCCCAACUCCCCCGCCUCGAAAAGAAGAUAGUCGAGCAAAAGAAGCGCAAUCUCACCUACAUAGAAUCCCUCGGCCCCCAAAUCACCAUCAACCACCAAGUCAAACAAAGACCCAUCAUCAAGUUAAGUACUCCCAAAUCCACUCCCCACCCCAAUUAA